Messenger RNA from Eucalyptus grandis, 1407 nucleotides. Its product is annotated as putative disease resistance RPP13-like protein 1. The transcript has a single exon. The record is from RefSeq and is a predicted model, not a curated record. The coding region runs from base 24 to 1385 and encodes 453 amino acids. Gene Ontology annotation, biological process: defense response to other organism. Lineage: Eukaryota; Viridiplantae; Streptophyta; Magnoliopsida; Myrtales; Myrtaceae. Gene Ontology annotation, molecular function: ADP binding.
GAAGAAGAAGAAGAUGAUAGGACAUGUGCAUAUCUAAAAGUGAUUCCCAUUGUGGGGAUGGGGGUAUUGGGAAGACUGCUUUGGCUCAGCAAGUCUACAAUGAUGAUAGAGUUACCAACAAUUUCGAUGUGAAAGCAUGGGCUUGCGUUUCCGAUGAUUUCGACGUGCUUGCUAUUACAAAGAAGAUCCUUGAGACAGUGAAUGACCAUUUGCUUUGUGAAGGAAAGGACCUAAAUUGGCUUCAUGGUAAGCUCAAGGAACACCUUGUGGGGAAGAAGUUUCUUGUCGUUCUAGAUGAUGUUUGGAAUGAGAAUUAUGGAGAAUGGAUUAUCCUCUUGAAGCCUUUUCAAUUAGGAGUGAAGGGAAGCAAGGUCAUUGUCACGACUCGUAAUUUUCAUGUUGCUGAAAUAGCCCGUGCUCAACCCUAUAUUCUCAAAGAGUUGUCGCAAGAUUCUUGUAUGACUUUGUUUGCAUUUCAUGCUUUUGGAGUGGGAAAUUUCGACCAUCAUCUAGAACUCAAAGGGUUAGGUAUGAAAAUAGUGGAAAAAUGCGGAGGGUUGCCAUUAGCCGUGAAGACUUUGGCUGGGUUACUGAGCUUUAAAGUCAGUCCCCAUGAAUGGAAAGAUAUAUUGGAUAGCAAAAUUUGGGAUCUACCGAAAGAACGGAAUGAUAUCAUUCCGGCCUUGAAACUUAGCUAUCUCCAUCUCCCUUCAAAUUUGAGGAGAUGUUUCGCAUAUUGUGCUAUAUUUCCCAAGGAUUAUGAAAUUGAACGGGACGAGUUGAUUCACUGGUGGAUUGCAGAGGGCUUGUUGGAAGGAAAAGAAGGAAAGAACUGUUGGAAUGCAGGUUUGAAAUUUUUCGACGAGCUAGUUUCUAGAUCGUUACUUCAAAAGUCGAGUAGCAGUGAAUCACGAUUCUUGAUGCAUGAUCUUGUGAAUGACCUAGCAAAGCUAGUUGCCAGUGCAACUUGUUUUAGCUCAGGAGAGUUUGAGUAUGAGGGUGGUCAAAAUAAUGCAUCUUUAGUUCGUCAUGCCUCAUUCAUUUGCAGUAGUCUCAUUGUGGCAAAAAGAUUCAAGAUAUAUUAUGAAAUGAAGGGACUUAGGAGCUUCGUAUCGUUGGCGAAGCAACCUAGGUAUCAUUAUAAGUCUUAUUUGUCAAAUAAAGUGUUAGGCGACUUGUUAUCCGAAUUGAAGUACUUGAGGGUGCUUUCAUUACAUCACUAUCGCAUCAGAGAGGUACCGGAUUGCAUUGGCAAACUGAGGCACCUGAGGUGCCUUAAUUUGUCGUAUACUGACAUUGAAACCCUUCCAAAGUCAAUUGUUGCAUUGUACUACUUAGAAACCUUGAUGUUGCGGGGAUGUCAAAAUCUUACCAAAUUACCAUAAGGUAUGGAGAAACUUAUCAAUC